AUGUUACAGCACCGACAGUUCACUAAAUGCCAAGAGGUGGACCCAGUGAUUGUGUGCCGCCUCUGUGAAGACUCAUGGGACGAACCGAUAGAGCUGCAGCCAUGUGGUCACUUCUUUUGCGAAGCUUGCAUCAGCGAGUAUGAGAGCCGAUUCCCUAAGCGAUUCUCGCCGAUAGGUGGCAGUGGCAGUGGUAGUGGUAGGGGCGCGUCAACCCUUUUGUGCCCAACGUGCAACUGCAAGGUGGAGAGGCGCGAUCGUCCUAACCGUAUCCUUGUGAACAUGGCUCUUGAAGUUGAGGUGAAGUGCAGACGAUGCGAAUGGAGAGGGAAAAGGGAAGAAACCCAAAAACAUACUUGUCCUGUGCCGCCUUUACCGUCGACGGAAGUGAAAUCGACACCGAAUUCUACUAAAAGUGCUGCCCAUAUAUCGAUGAUCAACACAAAUCUGGAUGACGCGCUUAGGAACUUUGGCGAGGUAGAUGCUUCCGCUCAAAACAGUACUUUAAUGGCUCCUGCAGAAGAUCUGCCACUGACUGAGAGGCCCGCGCGGCCGCUAGUGCAACCGUUAGCGCAUAACUUAGCGCAGCUAUCGAUGCGGAGCCCAGAGAGGCGAUCGCAGCCAUUAGUGCAGCCCCCUGUGAGACCAGCAGUAUGGCCACCACCGCGGUCAUCGUCCAAUGAAAGAUUGUGGGAACAAUAUGGGCUGAAGCAGGUUGAGUAUGAUCAGAUCAUGGGUGUUUUCAUGCACUUCGAUACUGAAGGUAGUGGCUUCCUAACCAGAUCACAGCUACGGGAUCUUGCCUUUAGCCUAAACUACGUCAACCGAGAGGAAGAUAUUGACCGUAUACUUUCGGAAUUGGGGUGCGAAGAGGGUGGAGGUGUUAUGUUCCAUGAUCUUUGUAUUUGGCUGGGGAGCCACCACCCCGACCCACAGGCGCUCUACGGUUUGUCGCGGUUCCAGUACACAGAGGUCCUGCUGCAGUUCCGUAGCUUUGAUACGGAGAAUAGGGGCGCACUCAAUUGGGAUGCGUUUAGGCAACUCUGCCUGAAGAACGGAUAUGCUGCAAAUGAGGGAGAGGCCUUAAAGUUGUUUCGUUCCUGUACUACGGGUGAUGAGACGCAUGUAAGCCUCCGCCAGUUUCUCUCGCUUUGCCAACGCCUAUGGGGCGUGAAUGAUAAUGCUGGAAACCAAACGCAGUCGCCAAAUAUAUUUCAACAACAACAACAACAACAACCAUGGCAGACGCCAUCCCCCUUGCCGGGUCCCACGUGGCCGGCUGAUGGCCAAGGUGGCAAUGACUCUGUUGCCGAGCCAUUUCCACUCACACAGUUUCCCACGCACGGAAAAAAGAAGAAAGCAUGCUCUGUAAUGUAG
Molecule: messenger RNA, 1374 nt
Organism: Trypanosoma grayi
Lineage: Eukaryota; Euglenozoa; Kinetoplastea; Trypanosomatida; Trypanosomatidae
Product: EF hand
Exons: 1
Coding region: 1-1374 (457 amino acids)
Molecular function (GO): calcium ion binding
Source: RefSeq, a predicted model, not a curated record